Fraxinus pennsylvanica is the source of this 579-nucleotide messenger RNA. Lineage: Eukaryota; Viridiplantae; Streptophyta; Magnoliopsida; Lamiales; Oleaceae. The record is from the annotation of a GenBank genome assembly.
AUGGCGAGAAAAUUGUUUAUAUCAUUAAUAUUCUUCUUAUUCUCAUUAUUAUCCGCAGAACCCACAGAAUCAGAUUCUCAAUCCUCCCCAUCAUCUACAAUAUACGACGUGUUGGUAUCCCAUGGACUCCCAAUUGGCAUCUUCCCUAAAGGCGUUUUCAAUUUCACCCUCGACCCCGCCUCCGGCAAUUUCCAGCUCAAUUUGUUGUCCCCUGCCCCGUGCGCAGCGAAAUUCGAGACCGCGGUUCGUUAUGAAUGUGACAUUAAAGGAACAAUUGCGUAUGGACAGAUUGCUAAUUUGUCGGGUUUAGCCGCACAGGAAUUGUUUCUUUGGCUUCCUGUUAAGAGCAUACGAGUGGAUGUACCGAGUUCUGGUUUGAUUUAUUUUGAUGUCGGGGUGGUGUUUAAGCAAUUCUCUUUGUCGUUUUUCGAGACGCCUAAGGAUUGUAAUGUGUUGGAGAAGGGAGAUGGAGGGAAUUCAAUUGUUUUGUUUGAUUACAGCAGGCGAAUUGUUGAGAAUCAAUCUGGAGGGUUCGUCAGAAAACACUUUGGGGACUAUGCACGGAGAGCUGUUGCAUGA